GACGUUAAAUGUUUUGGAGUAACGGGAAUUCCUUUUGAUUUUGGUGUUGUUUUUAUUUUUAAAAUUAAAUAAUUUGUCCGUAAAUAUACAAAAUGACAUUACAGGAAGGUGAAAAUCAAGAGGAAAGUCAGGAUGAAAUAGAAAUUUUACUACCAAAUACAACAAUUGUCACACAUUGCAUUUUAAAAGAUGAUAUUCCUCGAUUGACAAAAUCAUUUGAAGAUGACAGUGAUCCUUUCAAAGAAACAAUCGCAGAGUUAAUAAAUCAGAGGGACAACGAUGGCAAAUCUCCUCUAGAUAUUGCCUCUACUCUCGGACGAGCAGACAUGGCCAGGGAAUUAUUGCAGAGAGGAGCAGAUGUUAAUUCAUUAACACCAAAAGGUUUUUGUGCUUUACAUCAUGCAGCUGCCUGGGGUAAACUUGAUGUGAUAAAAAUCCUUGUAGAAUUUCAGUGCAACCUUCAACAGAGAAAUGUACAUAAUGAGCGAGCUCGUGAAACAGCUGUAAGAUAUGGUCAUACUGAAUGUGUAGACUUUUUAGAUUGGGCAGAGGCAAAGGUUGCUCUUCUUGACUUAGUUAAGCAAACACAAGAAACAGUUCAGGAUCCAGAGAAAGUCCAGGGCAGGCUUACAAAAGAAGACAAGACAAUAUCUCUAAACAGUUGUAAAGAGAAGGCAGAAUGGGUAGAAAGUAAUCCAGGGGCAACAACUCAUGACUUUAUUGAACAAAAAGAGUUAUUGGAAGAAAUUCUUGGACCAAUUUUACUGAAACUUACUGAACCGCCCCCAGAAAAACCAGAAAAAAAGUAAAUGAAGAACAUUCUGUGAUAUCAAUAAUUUCAACUCUACAAAGACUCUUAAUUACAUAAUAUUAUAGUUCAUUCACAAAUGUAUAUAUAUGUAUGUUUGUGUCACCUUAUCUAAUGAUAUUGUUAUAAAAAAUAAAAUGGAUGAAAAAAAAA
Ruditapes philippinarum (Manila clam) is the source of this 961-nucleotide messenger RNA. RefSeq names its product ankyrin repeat domain-containing protein 45-like. Gene Ontology annotation, molecular function: protein binding. NCBI's taxonomy places the organism in Eukaryota, Metazoa, Mollusca, Bivalvia, Venerida, Veneridae. The transcript is spliced from 5 exons. The record is from RefSeq and is a predicted model, not a curated record. Bases 93 to 809 code for a protein of 238 amino acids.